Sphaeramia orbicularis (orbiculate cardinalfish) is the source of this 1194-nucleotide messenger RNA. RefSeq names its product keratin, type I cytoskeletal 13-like. Gene Ontology annotation, molecular function: structural molecule activity. Gene Ontology annotation, cellular component: cytoskeleton. The record is from RefSeq and is a predicted model, not a curated record. NCBI's taxonomy places the organism in Eukaryota, Metazoa, Chordata, Actinopteri, Kurtiformes, Apogonidae. The transcript has 7 exons. The coding region runs from base 1 to 1194 and encodes 397 amino acids.
AUGACCUCCAUGGAAGGAGGCGUGUGCUGCUUUAACUGCUGGACUUGCAUGGAUGUGUGGCGUAGCGCCGCGGCCGUGGUGCCGGAGGUGAUGAUGGAGGUGUGGAAACCAGACCCUGGUCCUGGUCUUCCUCUGGACCAGGCCCCGCUGCUCUGCACUCUACGGUCGGUGGAAAUAAUUGAACGUCCUGAGAUUCCACCAGAAAUGCCUAAUGGAGCGGCCGCGGCUCAGAUUAGUCACAUGGAAGACGGAGCACUGGAACCCAAAGGGAAGUGGUUUUCUGAACAACGCCCUGAAGCUGGACCACAAAGCCCCGCCCACCACCCUCUGGUCUUUAAAAGGAGAACAGGGCUCAUCAGAUCUUCAGGGUCUGCAGUGGAUCCAAACCUCAUCAUGGGCAGUAAACAGUCGUCCACGUACAGCGCCACCUACGGAGGCAAUACGAUCUACGGUGACGGAAACAUCUCCAUCGUCAACCAUGGCUCCAGCUUCAACCUUCGCUUACGUAGAUCUGCCGGCUUCUGUCCUCCAUCUGAUGAGAAGUUGUCGGUGCAGACCCUGGACACCUGUCUGCUGGACUACCUGUCCACCGUACGCUCCCUAGAGGACACCAACGCCCAACUGGAGCUGAAGAUCAGGCAGUGGGUGGAGAGCAGCGGAGACUCCGCCUCCAGAGACUACAGCACCUGCUUCCAAACCAUGUUCUCCAUCAGGUCCAAGAUCCAGACCGUCGUCCAGGUGUACGGAUCCAUAGGCCACGCCCACACGGCUGAUGGACAUCUCAAGAACAAGAGUGAGAAGGAGCCGGCGGCGCCGCAGUGGCUGGAAGCCGACGUCGCUGAACUGAAGAAGAUCCUGGACCAGCUGACGCAGACCAGAUCCGACGUGAAGACGCAGAUCCGGGGUCUGGAGGAGGAGCUGAAGAUCCUCAAGGAGAACAACCAGGAGGUGGACCUCACCAAGACCAUGGCCCAGAACACACCACUGGACCAAACCAUCUACUCCAAGAACCAGAAGGACCUGGAGGCCUUCCAGGCCAAGACCCAGGUUCUGAAGGACAAGGUGGUGGUUCACAUCCAGACCCUGCAGACGUCGUGGUUUGAAGUCACCCAGGUCCAGUCUACUCUGGAGUCUCUUGAGACCCAACUGCGGUCCGCGUCAGACACGGUGAGCGUCACAAUCCACAGGAAAUGA